AUGGAGGUCAACUUCUCCAUCACCGUCGGUUCGCAAUCCGCUCGCCCACAGCACGACGAGCUGCCCGCUCCCGUAUCGCAACAGGGCGAGAAGGCCUCCGCAGCCAGUGUCAGGCAUGCCGAGACCGUGCCAGCACCGGAGCGGGAGCCGACCCUCAGGCUGACGGCCAACUUCAAGAACCUCCUCUUCUUUGCCCUCGGCGCCCUCUACAUGGCCUGGACCGUGGGCAGCCUCAACGGCAUCUCGUUCCCCUGGUCGCCCCAUGUCAAGCACAACGUCAUCAUGAUGGUCAGCGACGGCUUCGGCCCGGCAUCCGAGACCUACACCCGCGCCUUCUACCAGGCCCUCACCAACAACACCGCCUACGACGCCGCGUACCGCCUGCCCCUCGACACCAUCCUCGUCGGCACCCACCGCUCCCGCUCCUCCAACUCCCUCAUCACAGACUCGGCCGCUGGCGCGACUGCCUUUGCCUGCGCCAAGAAGUCCUACAAUGGAGCCAUCGGCGUAGAUGCAGACGCAAGGUCUUGCGGCACCGUAUUUGAGGCCGCCAAGCGCAAGGGCCUCCUCACGGGCGUCGUCGUCACUACCCGCCUCACCGACGCGACCCCCGCCGCCUUUAUCUCGCACGCCGCAUCGCGCGCCGAGGAGCCGCUCAUUGCCUCGCAGCUCAUCGGCGGGAAGCAGAACCCGCUCGGAGAGAGGACCCUCGACCUGGCCAUCGGCGGAGGAGGCUGCAACUUCCUGCCCAAAUCGUCGCCCCAGUCGUGCCGCCUCGACGAUGAGGACACGGUUCAAGUCGCAAAGGAGCUCGGAUGGGACGUCCGCAUCGCUUUUCCGACCGACCAGAAGCUCACCGGUGCUGGUGUCGAUAGCGCCUCCCAGCGCGAGCAGGCCGCCCGGGACACCAAGGCCCUGUUCGACGACAUCGAGACGAGCGAGGUCAAGCUGCCCCUGCUGACUCUGCUGGCGCCCGGCAACACGCCUUUUGACAUCGACCGGCGCAACAUCCCCGCAGCCCUCCGGCCGCCCUCGCUGGCCCAGAUGGCCACCAAGGCGCUCAACCUCCUCUCCCGCUCGUCUGACAACAAGAACGGCUUCAUCAUCAUGAUCGAAGGGUCGCAGAUCGAUCUGUGCGCGCACAACAACGAUCCGGCCUGCCACGCGCGCGAGGCUCUUGCCUACCAAGACACGAUCCAGGCGGUCAAGAACUUCGUCGACCAGCACAACAACCGGCACGAGCGCACCGUCCUCAUCUCGACCAGCGACCACGAGACGGGCGGCGUCACCCUCGGCCGCCAGCUGACCGAGGGCUACCCCAAUUACGCCUACUACCCGGAGCGCUUGCUCGACGUCAAGCACUCUGCGCCCAUCCUGUCGGCGGUGCUGCUCGAGUUCGUGCGCGCCCAGCAGCAGGGAAGCAAGGAGGGACACAAGUUUGACGACAAGGUGGUCCUCGACUUUAUCCGGCAGAAGAUCCUAGGCCGCGAUGGGCUCGGGUUCGUCUCGGACAAGCAGGGCGGCCCGGCCACCGAAGACGAGGCGCGCAAGGUUCUCGCUGCCGUCAAGGAGGAGCUCGAUGCAGAGCAGCGCCUCUCGGCAGCAGCUGGCGCCGACGGUGCCGCAUUCCAGCAGGUCCACCCUGCCGAUUACCGCGCCCAGGCGCCCGUGCCGCCGACGGGCAUCAACAAGGUGCGCAAGGCGAUUGCCGACGUCAGCGCGCGUCGCGCCGAGAUUGGCUUCUCGACCGAGGGACACACGGGCGUCGACAUCAACGUCUACGCCCACGGCUACGACGCCCACAAGCUGGCGGGCAACCAGGAGAACACCAACAUUGGCGACUUCAUCGCCGGCUACCUCGGCCUCGACCUGGACGCCAUCACCCGCGAGCUCAACGGCAACAAGACCACCAAGGCCUAG
This is a messenger RNA of Pseudozyma flocculosa PF-1, 1920 nucleotides long. RefSeq lists its product as uncharacterized. Bases 1 to 1920 code for a protein of 639 amino acids. Gene Ontology annotation, biological process: dephosphorylation. The record is from RefSeq and is a predicted model, not a curated record. Gene Ontology annotation, molecular function: alkaline phosphatase activity. NCBI's taxonomy places the organism in Eukaryota, Fungi, Basidiomycota, Ustilaginomycetes, Ustilaginales, Ustilaginaceae. The transcript is spliced from 2 exons. Gene Ontology annotation, cellular component: fungal-type vacuole membrane.